ACCAUUUUGCUGUAUUUAUGUGCAUUUGAGGUCUGUCUCAUUUAACAUGAGUGAGAAACAUCUAGAACAUCUGAGAGGAAACGGGUGUAAACGCGGUACUUUCUCCGGUUAAAGAAGUGAACAGAAGUUGGGUUACGUGCGAUUUAUCGCCAAUAGCGUUGCUGCAGUGGCUUUCGUCUUCAUCCUGACCGGCUCCACCCUUUUCAACUGGGCUUACAAUCAACUCGAGUGGGAUUCCCCUAAAAUGGAGGAGCUGGGUGCGUUGGACCCACCCAGAAGGCGCAGACAGGCACUUUCCCCUCCUGCUCCACUCCUCCCUCUGUCCCUCCCUCGUUUUCUCCACCUCGCCUCGUCUCCCCGCCUGGUAGCUGCUAGCGACUUCGCCUCACGCUCCCCUCGCUCGCUUCGUCCCCUGUCGCUAAAAACACCACCCUCUCCUUGCGCGCAGCUCUUGGACAUUUCGCAGCUGAUUUAGCGCGUUGAGACCUUCUGCACCUGAAAAAGUUCAACUCCGUGAAGCCAGGCCAGCGCUGGAGGAAGCGCUCAUAUAAACCAAUGAGCGUGACGUAGCCAGCUACAAAAAAUGACUCGCUUUCCUCAGUUGAUUUAAAACGAGCCCCCGGAUCAGCGGCGAGGAGUGAACCAGCGGUCCGUCUGCGCAGGACAGAUUUUCGCUUUGAAGUAACCAAGGAAGACGGCAGAGGGCUACGAUGAGAAGAAGGGACGAAGGGAAAGCAGGACGGACGAGAAUGCGACUCAAAUAGAAGGAAGAGGACACACAUCACCACAAAGUGCCUGGGCUGGAUGCUGCAGCAGCCUCUCACCGCGCACGCUUUCUCCCACGCUGCCGCCCCCACAUCCGCUGUCUCCCGCUGCCCUCUGUGUGUGUGUGUCUGUGAGUGUGCUUGGCCUUGACUGAGGCUAUAUUUCACCCUGACAGGCAAACAGUCAAUCGGCCCAUUUGCUGUUCGUCGAUACCCCCCUCCCAGCUCAACCCCCCCUCGCUGGCCGUAUUGCCCUGUUAAUACAAGGACAGUCGAUUACUUUCCUCUUUUGGACUGAACGGCUUUAUAGUGCCUCUCGAGUCGUCCAGACAUGCGAGCAUCUUCAGAAAGCACUCUGACUGCGGCAGUUGGAGAGGGGCAUUUAGGAGCCUGAAGGUGGAGAAAGUGUGAGGUACUUUUGUGUGGAUGAAGGGGGGUUUGUUUUAGGACACUCAGCACCCUUGUGGGAGAGUCUAGACAGAAAAACAUCCACCGCAGCCCAGGAGAACGUGCCAGUCUGCUCUUUUAGUGCCUCAGUCUGUCACGCACGGUCAAGGAUCCACUGCAGCAUGGCACAGUGACCUGCCCCAACCUCAGCAUCCUUUUACUGGACACACCUGCCCUCUGCUCCAAGCAGCCCCGGAAUUAACCACACAAGAACAAAUAGAACAUAGAGAGUGACAUUCUUUUUCCUUGAUUUUUGUUAACUGUUCUUGAGCAUGUCUUUUUUCUUUUGCCUGAAAGCAAGUGCUGUGGCACAGUGAUUUUAACAAGUCACACCCGUCCCUUUCACCACAGUGAUUUUUGCCUCCAUAUACUCGUCGCUUCUUCGACCUUCUCUGUCUCAGACAGACCCGUUCCCAGGCCUUGUCCCGUCUUGUCACUGAGGCACCGCCAUGGCCAUCAACGUGGCCAUGGGCCGCGACACCAAGUGGCUAACCCUGGAGGUGUGCCGUGAGUUCCAGAGAGGCGCCUGCUCACGUUCAGACACAGAGUGCAAGUUCGCUCACCCUUCACGCACCUGCCACGUGGAGAACGGCCGCGUCAUUGCAUGCUUCGACUCCCUCAAGGGCCGCUGCACUCGCGAUAACUGCAAGUACCUUCACCCCCCACCACACCUGAAGACCCAGCUGGAGAUCAACGGCCGGAACAACCUAAUACAGCAGAAGACCGCCGCCGCCAUGCUGGCCCAGCAGAUGCAGUUCAUGCUGCCCGGAGCUCAGCUACAGCCCAUAACCUCGUUCCCAGUAUCUCCCUCAUUGGCUGCCAGCCAGAGUGUGGCGUUCAGUCCCUACAUGGGUCACGUGAGCCCUGGCAUCGGCCUCAUGCCCGAGCUGCUGCCCAGUGCCCCCGUGCUGGUCCCGGGGAGCCCCACUGGCAUCACCAUGGGCAACGGAAACUCCACGCAGAAGCACGUUCGCACAGACAAGCUUGAGGUGUGUCGAGAGUUUCAGCGCGGAAACUGCACACGGGGCGAGAACGACUGCCGUUAUGCCCACCCGAUGGAGGCAGCCAUGGUGGAUGGCAGUGAGAAUUCGGUCAUCGUCUGCAUGGACUAUAUCAAAGGCCGCUGCAGUCGCGACAAGUGCAAAUACUUCCACCCGCCAGCGCACCUGCAGGCCAGGAUCAAGGCAGCCCAGCAUCAGGCCAGCCAGACCGCCGCUGCAGCAGCCAUGGCCCUGCCCCCGGGGACCAUGCAGCAGCUACCAAAGAGGCCCACCCUGGAGAAGAAUAACGGGGCAGCAGCCGUCUUCAACCCCAGCAUGUUCCAUUACCAGCAGGCCCUGGCCAGCAUGCAGCUGCAGCAGCCAGCCUUCAUCCCCACAGGGCUUUUCAAACCCCCCGGCUCAUUGGCAGAGGGCCGCUGGGAGAGGCGGGACUGGAGCAGCUGCAGGCCCCCCCACAGCCGCUACCUAACAGGGCACGGACACACUGUUCCCAUGAUGCACGGUGCCACCACUUCCACUGUUUCGUCGGCAACGACCCCAGUCACCAAUGUUCCUUUUGCCGAAUCAGCUGCCUCCAAUCAGACCCCGCCGAGGUACUGACCUCUGACCCUGUCGACCUCCACUGCAUUCCUGUGGAAUCCCAGUUCUGUCCGGUACCGAAACUUCUAGUGGCAGCCCCCAUGACUCUGAACUCAGUAAGCCUCGCGCACAACCUCGGUUAAGACACCACCACCAUCAUCACCCUAAGAGUCCCACCACACCGCAGAGACGUGAAUGCAACAAAUGUGUGCCUAAUCAGUACGCCCUCCCAGGGCAAACCCUUUCAUCCUCACAGUUGACAUGGACAUGUCAUGGGAAAAAAGUCAACAAAAGGUUUGUUGAUGCUAAAACAGGCAAUACUUAAGCUUGGACCUACAACUGUUUUAGGAAGCAUGCCAUCUCGAUGCAAGGAGACUUAAGGAGCGUGUGGAUGCUGAAUCUGAGCGCUCUUUGAAUUCACAGCCAUACAAGUUACACAGAGAUUUGUAGAGACACAUGCACGCACGCACACACACAUGCACGCACACACACACACACACUGUUGAGAACAGUGCAUCCUCCUGAAGUGACAGUGAGGUCUCAGACCCUGCUUAAAUGAUCCACCAUGAGUAAGUGGAACUGAGGCACAUCACCUGACAGCACACAUGACUCUGCAGGCACUUUAACAGCUUGCAUGGAGAACACAAGAAUGUGAUUGCUGUGCGUGUCUAUGCACAAGGCUUACUGCAGAGAGAGGAGUAUAUGUGAGCUCAGAUCGCUCUUGAUAUUUUUAGAUAGCGCUGGUGGUUCUUUUUUUUGUUUUGUUUUAUUUCAAUUUCUGAUAAAUUCACGUGUUUUUGUUUUACGCUCGUAAAUAUAUUGUCAGUGGAGAAGUAUUCAUAUCACUAAGAUCAAAUGAUUAGUUAAAAGGUCGUCAUUGUUUGUGCCUUUCAUGUUACGAGUGUGUGAAAGUCUUUUCCUUAUACUUAAGCAACUGGCCUAGAUCUCAUGAUAGACUUAAAAGAAAAUAAGCAUACACUUGUAGCCUUUAAGAGUCAGCGUGCUAUUCCUCAGUCUAUCUACAAAUCCACUUUUCCUAUCAUUAGGGAUUGUCGUCUGUUCUCUGUUGUUGAUGUGGUGGAGUAUUAUUUAUUUAACGUAUACCUGAUGAGCUGAAAUUGGUUUUCUGAAGUGUUAUUUUCCAUGCUUGGACAUAGGGGUGGGCAAUAUGUUAAAAAUACAAUUUCUAAAUUUUUUUUUUUGUGAUAUUUAGUUUUUCUGAGAUUUUAUUCAUUGCAGCAAACCGAACGCACCAGUAGUGCCACAUUUAAAAAAUACUAUCAAGAACUAUGAAUACAAUUAUUUUUAUUCAGUGUUUCACUCACUGAACUGCACUAUACAGUCCUAAUUGAUUCCUCUUUAUGAGGAAACAUGCAGUUGGUUAGUGGUGUUAAAAUACUGGCAAUAUCCAGCAAAUCAUUGCAGUCCCAAAAAAAAAAAGAAAAGACUCUUUUUCAGAUUUUUAUUUUUCUACUUCAUGGAGCAAAGCAGCAGUCCUUUACAUUGUGUGACACUUUCAUGAUGAAUAGACCAAUAGAAAUUGCCCAAAAUUACAUGGAAUAAAAUACAUUAACUUACAUUAGAAGUAAAGUUAGCAUUCUACUAUAAAGUUCUGUAAACUUAGCAUUUUUAUACUUUUUUUUGGAUAGCAUAAUUUUUAAUGAUAUGAUAAAAUCUUCUCGUAUUGCCCACUCCUACUUGGACAUACCCCAGCUUUCGUCUGAACUACGCGUUCAGUGGAAUCAGAGGGACCGUGGCUAGGUAGAUUCACAUGCUCAUACCUCCAUUUUCUAAAUUCAAAAUGCCUUAAGCAGAAGCGACAGCAUACCAGCACGUUGUAUUCGUAUUGUGCAGUGCGGUCUGCAGGGUCUGAUUGCAGCCCUAUUGCUGGUGCUGCAUAGGAGGUCUGAUAAAUGACUGUAGCUCAGGAUGAGUCUGAUCAACAUGCUGUGAAACGGAGUGCCAGCGCAGCAGCUGCGGUCGUUGAUUGGAGUAGCGCCAUUUCUAAGCCCAACUGUUCAUCUCUAGUCAGCCAUGUCGCAGCACGUCGCUCAUCUCUCUAAACCUACUGCAUUAUUUUCUGUGAUUUGCAUAUAAAGCGAUCAGUAAGGUUGACUUGGUUUAUCAGAAACAUUGUGAUAUGAUAGCUAGAGUCUGCGACCAUAUCUGUCCCUGUUGUUUCUCAUUGCAGAGACGAUCUCUGCCAAAAUCCAUGCCCCUACCCUCCUACUGUGUGACAGUCUGUUUGUCUCUGCUUAUUGCUUGGCCCUGUUUGCUACAUCUCACAGUAACAUGAUAUCUUGGAACUGGCCAUACUGUAGAUAAUUCUCAGCAUGAUAGCAGCCAAAAUGCAUCUUAUGGAGUUUUAUAGAAUUUGCUCUCUCUUUGGACAGGUUGUGCAUAUCUAAAAAUUAGAGAUGGCACUUGUCUUCUGAUAUCAAUACCAAUAUCAAUAUUGAAACCUUCAGUAUCAGGCGAUACCAUUCUGAUUUUCCUUUAAAAAUAGCUAAGCUUUAAAAUGAGUUAUUUUUUUAUUGAAGCUAUUAACGAGGAAUAACACUGAUUUGAAUAAAUGAGAAAUGUAUAGGUUUUCUAUACAGUGGUGGUGAUAGUAACCAGCGGUCUCAAUGUCUUCAACACAAAUGUAGCUAUUUUAUUUACUACAAAAGUUUUAGUGGUAAUAAUUGUAGUGGUUGAUAGGAGAGUAGUAGUAGUAGUAGUAGUAGUAGUAGUAGUAGUAGUAGUCGUAGAUAGUAGUGAAUCAAUGGAAAUAGUGAACAAUAAAUUUUCUCUGGGCACUAUUUUGUCUAACAGCACCCUGCAUGUAUCUCUUUAUCAAGAAUUAAAAAGGCCAAAAAUCACACAGCAGCAUCUUCCUCACCAUUUCAUGUCAUAACCUUCUGUGAAGAGGCUUUCAGGGGCAUUAAACUCAUCAGAUGUCUGGUUCCUGUCACCACCACUGGGAACAAUCUUGACCCAGUAUAUUACCCAAGAAUGUCACUUUUCACAUCAGAUCUCUUUGUUACACAACUAAAUUACACCGAAAAUUAGAAAAAUCUAUGGAAUUCUCUUUUAAGAUUAGCAUCUGAAUGGAGGCCAUCAUGCUCAAACUAUUCAAACAUUCUACUAAUCUAGAGGAAGAAAUGUGUGCAUGUGCUAUUUCAGAAUAUAUUUGUUAAAUGAUCGGAUUAAUCCUGUUUAUUUACUUCUGAUGUCUAAAAUUCAGCAUUUGCUGCUCAUAUUUGCCCAAUACAAAUCAAUGAAAUGAAAGAUAACUAGUACUGGACACUAAUGUCCAGACUUUAACUGUAAUCCUGUUGUCCUCUUAAAAUGCUGAAUGCUGCACACAUUUCAUGUGCCAAUUACUUCCAGACCUGGGUCAUCUGUGCCAAUCACUGGUGAAUGGAAGGAGCAUAAAAGAGCAAAACUAUAUACUAAGGCCAGAAGCAGACUGAUUUGAUUAAAAAUGUUAUUUCCACUAUUCUCCGACUAAUGCGAUCAUUCAUGUUACACAUAUUAGUGUUCUCUCUAGAUACUCUGUGGGCAUUUGCAAAGUGCAAAGACUGUCCUGGGCCUGAAGACAUUUUAAGCCAUUUUACGUUGCGUUAGCGUUAUCAGAUUGCUUAGAAAAGAUGAACACAGUGAUGUGGAGUAUAAAAGGCCAACUGAGGCUUACUAAGUUUGGAGUAGUAGUGGAGAGCAUGUUCACCCCCCUGAUUGUUUAACCUCCAGAUUGCCUAUUAACACCACCUGGAUUUCAAAGGUAACUUGCUUUGUGUUUUGCUCAUGAAAAUUUGCGACUGUUUGAAAGUUUCAAAGAUUCUCAUUACAUACUGUGUCCUUAUUUUCAAAGGUUGACAGGCUCUGAACGUCUUGAUUACAGUUGACUGUCAGCCAUUUGAGCAGUUUAUUGAUAUUUGCAAGUAGUGCUAUAAGCAGCGAUUCUAACAGAAAAAUAUAACAUCAGCGAGUAGAGAAUUCUGGAGCUGGUGGAUCAGCCAUAGCUGGGGUGCUGAAGAACGACCUCACUUAUAAACGUUGCCAUGAAAGGGCCUUACAUACAUUUGAAUGUGACCAUUUAGGACAAGGAGAAUGUCAUUAAAGUCUGAGGAUGCCUGUCUCACCCUUCUCUUCUCCUGAAUCAAACCACGUUUCAACAUAUCAAGGGAGUUCAAAACCUCUCGAUGCCAUCCACUGUUGAUUUACUAUACAAACAAGAGUCAAAGGAAACUCGAGAGUUACGGAGACUCAUCAAGGACUUUUCGAAUUGUUGACCUUACAUGGAAGAAAAACAGCUGUGCUGUUUGUUUUGUAAAGACAGCAUAGCCUCACAGAGUGGUCAUUUUAGAUGGACAAACACUGCUUGAGAAUUUGUUAAGAGGUGAAAAUCUCCCUGAAAAGCAUGUGUUGUGCUCUGUUUAGAGUAGACUGUCACUCUCUCCAGGCCAAACUUUAAGGGCACAUUUUCUAGGCAUAGAUUAAGGCUCAUUCAAGACUAAAACUGAUUGUCAAUUUUAAUAGGGCUGGCCCGAAUAAUUUAAAUAUUUUUAAUAUUUUUUAAUAGAACAGUUAUUGAAAAAAUAAAACAUAAUACAUUAUAUUGAAAUUUGAUGUAUUAUAUGGGGUUUAGUUAAAUGCAUCAUAAAUUUAAAGACAUAACUCAUGAAAGCUGUAUCUGAACAAGAAGGCUAAAAUCGUAAAUUCAUGGCUAUAUCAGCUCACUAUUACAUUGAGUUGUACAUUGUUGACUUAAUACAUUGUUCUUGCUUAUUAUUGUCUUUAAGGGUGAUUUAGAGAAUAAGUACUUGUUUGUAAAUUGCAACGAGUAUUCAAAACCUGUAAAAUGUUAUUUGGGCCAGCCUUACAAUUUAAAUAAAGAUUCUCAUUGACAGUUUAAUUUAGUCUUAAGGCUCAAUCUCUCUUUGGAAAACUGGCCCAAAGUAUGUUAUGCUUUACCACGGUGAUAUAAUAAGCAUGGCGCACUUAAAAUCAAUAGAGUAAACUGAGGUCAAAUGCAAAAUCACAGCAAGACAAUAUACUGUGUUAUUGAAAUACUAAAUCUCUGUGUUGUAUACAUUUUAUAAAAUGUUAAUGUGUGUUUGGGG
This is a messenger RNA of Pygocentrus nattereri (red-bellied piranha), 7896 nucleotides long. RefSeq names its product muscleblind-like splicing regulator 3 (gene mbnl3). NCBI's taxonomy places the organism in Eukaryota, Metazoa, Chordata, Actinopteri, Characiformes, Serrasalmidae. The transcript has 9 exons. The coding region runs from base 1661 to 2812 and encodes 383 amino acids. Gene Ontology annotation, molecular function: metal ion binding. The record is from RefSeq and is a predicted model, not a curated record.